CGUAUUUAUGGUCUUGAUGACGUAAUGGCAGGUAAAUUAGUAGAAUUUAAAGAGGGUACCGUAGGCAUUACUUUGAAUUUGGAAUAAAAAAAUAUUGGUGUUGUAUUAAUGGGUGAUGGUUUGAUGAUACAAGAGGGAAGUUUCGUAAAAGCAACAGGAAGAAUUGCUCAGAUACCAGUAAGUGAGGGUUAUUUGGGUCGUGUUGUAAAUGCCCUAGCUAAACCUAUUGACGGUCGAGGAGAAAUUUCAACUUCGGAAUCUCGGUUAAUUGAAUCUCCCGCUCCCGGUAUUAUUUCCAGACGUUCCGUGUAUGAGCCUCUUCAAACAGGACUUAUUGUUAUUGAUUCUAUGAUCCCUAUAGGGCGUGGCCAGCGAGAAUUGAUUAUUGGGGACAGACAAGUAGGUAAAACAGCAGUAGCUACAAAUACGAUUCUCAAUCAACAGAGACAAAGUGUAAUAUGUGUUUAUGUAGCUAUUGGUCAAAAAGCAUCUUCUGUGGCUCAAGUAGUAACUACUUUACAAGAAAGAGGAGCAAUGGAAUACACUAUUAUAGUGGCUGAAACAGCAAAUUCCCCAUCUACAUUACAAUACCUCGCGCCUUAUACAGGAGCAGCUCUGGCUGAAUAUUUUAUGUACCGUGAACGUCACACUUUAAUUAUUUAUGAUGAUCCCUCCAAACACGCACAGGCUUAUCGCCAAAUGUCUCUUCUAUUAUGAAGACCACCAGGUCGCGAAGCUUAUCCCGGAGAUGUUUUUUAUUUACAUUCGCGUCUUUUGGAAAGAGCCGCUAAAUUAAGUUCUCAGUUAGGUGAAGGAAGUAUGACUGCUUUACCAAUAGUUGAGACCCAAUCCGGAGAUGUUUCAGCUUAUUUUCCUACUAAU
Lathyrus oleraceus (garden pea) is the source of this 882-nucleotide messenger RNA. Its product is annotated as ATP synthase subunit alpha, chloroplastic. Gene Ontology annotation, molecular function: ATP binding; proton-transporting ATP synthase activity, rotational mechanism; ADP binding. Gene Ontology annotation, biological process: proton motive force-driven ATP synthesis. NCBI's taxonomy places the organism in Eukaryota, Viridiplantae, Streptophyta, Magnoliopsida, Fabales, Fabaceae. The record is from RefSeq and is a predicted model, not a curated record. The transcript has a single exon. The coding region runs from base 109 to 717 and encodes 202 amino acids.